GUUGCGUCACUGACAUGCGCAGAGAGAGUCUCCGGGAAUGGAGGUUUGGGAGUCAUCUACAAGUCGGGAGUCAUCACCCUGUUUUAAACGCUGUUGCUUUGUUGUGACCACCUGAGGAGAACUCGGGCUGCACUGCCCGAACCAGACCCGGAACACCGGUGCUGGACUCACGGUUCGGCUAAUCCCCGCGUUCCUCUUGCUGCAGCUGUUGCUGCGGUGUGCUUAAGGCGAGCAUUGUUCAGACUCAAAGCUACAGCCACAAUCCGAGGGGGACCGCUGUCUGUGGACUGUUUACUAUGGAGGAACCGUUGGUGAGUGUGAUUACCGCUGAUGUUAUCGGUCACCUGGGCUAGCUUAGCGCCAGCUGGAGGCGACAGAACCGGUGGAGCUGCUCCGCUCCGCGGCCUGGCUCGACCCGCAGCCAGCUGCAGCCAGAAGUUACAAGUUAGCUUCCUAUCACCCUUGGAGACGAAACAAGCUGUCCCACCUCCACUAGCAGGGCUGAAGAUGGAGGACAAUCUAACUUCACUCUUACCGUCAGCUGAUUCUUCAGGCUCAGAUAGUAUGACUUCUUUCAGACACUCGCCUUCCUGAAUGUAGUCACCAUGGCUUCUCGCGAGCUGGAAGAGUUACCGAGUGGCCCUAAGGCUUCCCCCCCAAGGGCCGACCAGCAAUCCGACUCUGAUGGCAUCAAGGAAGAGCUUCAGUCAGAUCCAGUGAACACUACUGUGAAGUCUCAAAAAUCCGGGAAAUUCAAAAGGACUGCCUUGACAUUCUUUGGAGUUCGUAAAAAUAUUUGUAUUUUACCAAGUUUUUUGGGGGGGAGGAGUAAAAAUCAGUGCAAGAAGGGAGUCUGCAAAAGUAGAACGUAUGACGGGCUAAGUAAGGUCAGUCACGACCACUGUCAGAGAGGUGGUGGCUGCAUCUCAGCUGGAGGUUUUGAUUCCCACAGCCAGAGCGGUGCAUCUGGAGAGCUCCACGGCAGCUGUCCUCAUGAGUGCAGUCACCACACCACUGACCGGAAAUCUCUGACUCUUGGCAGGCAGAGAAAAAGUCUGAGGAGUCUUUUUCAAAGUUUUAAGCAGCACAGAGGUCAGAGGAAUGCUGAAUCAGAUAAAACUGAGCCUUCUACUCAGUGCAAGAAAGAGGUGCCUGUUAUCCAACUCAACACCAAACAUUAUGCCACAGAGUGCCUGGGAUCUGAACCUGAUGUGCCUGAAUUUGUAGAUGUAAUGUGUAAUAUCACCAUUGGUCCUGAAUGUAGUCACAAGGAUGCAAAAGCAUCAGAGAAUAGUGUCGAGAAUGAAAGUCCAAAGUCUGAGCGUGAUGAUCAGGUGUGUGGAGAUCAGCUUGAAGAUGCUGAUUUAGUGUCAGUAGUUCCUGGUGGGUAUGUGGAGACUUCCAGGCGUUCAAGCGAGCCUUGUCUGAAACUCCAGGAGAAAUCUGAGUUCACGCUGAAGUCUCAAACACCCGCCAGCUCAUCCGAUCAGUUGAACCUAAUUUUUGGAGAUGUUGCAUCAUUGAAGAGCUUUGAUUCCCUCACUGGCUGUGGGGACAUAAUUGCAGAUCAAGAGGAUGAUAGUUUUACAGAGAGCACCGUUUCUGGAGAAAGGAGCAGAAAUGGAGGGAAGAGGGCCUCGUGUUAUCUGACUUAUCAGGGCGGAGGAGAAGAAAUGGCCUCGCCUGAGGAUUUGGAUGAAACAUGUAUUGGGGAGUUAUGGGAGAACAAUGCAUCAGAAGAGGUCUGCUGUGCCUGUGAUCCAGAGCAGACUGACACGACUGCUGAGUUGACAACUUCUCACAACGUGGACUUGAUGAACAGCAGCAGCACGCAGCAGGCUGGGGGUGUGGACACCUCCUCCAUGGCUGACAUCUUAACUCCUCAAAGUGAGCAUCAGGAGUCUGUCCCAAACAGCGACGAGGGCUAUUAUGAUUCCACCACCCCUGGGCCUGAUGAGGGGCAAGAAAAAAGUGACCGGCUAAGGGCAGCUAGGUUACCCAGGGACAGUUACAGCGGGGACGCGCUCUAUGAGCUUUUUGCCCCUGACGAGAGUCUCAUAAGUCCUCAUUAUGAGAACAAGUCACAACUUCCCAGUUCAUAUCACGGUGACUGCCUAGCUGAGCCAGUAGAUGUGACGGACUCUGUCUUUGUUACAGAAAUGAGUUGCUUACAAAUCAGCGCUGAGUUGUACAAAGACGACUUUCUAGAGCUGCCGAGCACACGCAGCAAGUCAUCUGCGCUGGCUCAAAAUGCAAUGGGUCUGCAGGAAAUCAGAGCGAACAAAAACUGCACUUUGAACUCAAAACUGCAAACACCAGCCAGCACGAAUAACGCCAAACCAGAUGUAUGUAAUGCAAAGGGAAAUGUUUCAGCUUCCACUGAGAAAAGAACAAAAUCUACGAGUACCGACUGCGAGGAGGGGCGAGGGAGUUUGUCGUUAGGAAGCACGUCUGACCCAGACUUUGAAACCUUCUGUGAACCCGAGGAGCAACAUCUGGAGGAAAACAAGCCUGUGGCUUUACCGUACAGAAAUAUAAAUUCCCAGUCUGCAGACUCAAACAGUUACGUGGAUGACGGGCAGACUGUGUGCUUCUCACAGGCACUUGUGGAUUACACGAAACACUCAGAGAUGCUGAGUGACUUGGAGACGAACGCCACCUUCACUCCAAACAUGGAGGCCUUACCCACCAUAGUCACGUUUGAUGUUGUGGAUCUGCACAACGAGGGAGAAUACGAUAAUCAGAUUCGCAUGGAGCUCGAAGAAGACCCUUCUUCACCGUUUGAGGAGUUUGAAGGAAGCUACCUACAAAAGUACGCGUUUGCUGAAAGUGACUACCAAAUGUUGGAGCUGUAUGAGCAGAACCUGAUCAGUAACACAUGGGCUGUCGCUAGCCUGCCACGGCACCUGGGCCUUACGAGGGUCAGCCAGUCCAUGCUGAGUCCGUUGUCCCUGGACAGGAGAAGUAGGUCUCUGGACACAGAUAGCCUGGAGCUGAAGAUGCCUGACACACACAGGGAGAACAGAGCUGCUUUAGUAUCUCGUCUUCAAUCUGAAGAGGGCUCUGAGAGAGCAUGUUCACCGUUUUAUAGAAAGAAUGGAGUCCUGUCUAUGUCUGAGGUUGGAGACAGUAACGGCAUUAUGGCCUUAUCGUGGCAAACAAGGUCAGAAAUGGCUUUAAGCCUUCCUUUGACAGAUGGAGAAUUCACCGAAAAGGUCCAGGGUCUUGGUCAACCCCAAGUAAGGCACAAGCUCUUUCCCUGCUCACCUGACAGUAAGUCUAAAUCGCAGCAUUGUUGCUCGGAUGUGUCAGACAACUCGAGUGGUGAUUCAGCUACACAGAGCACAGACCUAUACAGCAGACAGUGCCAUCUACCUUCUCGUUUACCCCAUAGCUCCGUUGUUUAUUCUGGACUAAUGGAGGAUUCAGAUGAUGUCACCGAUCUUUUUUGUCAGAGUUCUAACUUGCCAUCCUGCAAUCAAGGCAGACCAGUGGUGGGCAGGGAGGGUUUGUCCUGUAAUCGGGGUUUAAAGGCAGGCAUGACUAAGGACGACAUGGCCAUCCUUGGUGAGUCAAAGAUAUUGGUGGAUGUGAUGAUCCCUGUGGCCUGCAGUGAACAUCCUGAGGCAAGCUGCGACUGAGGGUUGGUCACAGAGGAUGGAUCUCAUGGAAACCCUAAACCGUUCAUCCAAAGGGAGUUGAUGUUUUUGUUGCACCACCGUUAGUUUUGAUUAGUGAUAAACAGGAAGUGAAACAAACUUCAUGUGGAGUUUCUAACAGGACUUCAUGUGGCUUGGAUGCUUGAUUGUCUGUUUUAGCAUUUGCACAGAACCAGUUGCACACAUGGCUGCCCACGGUCUCCCGUCGUAAGGCUUCUGAAUGUUUUCUACCCAAGUGUUUCCUCCACAUCUGGGUCUCUCCCCUACCGCCACACUUUGCUCUAAAGGUACAUGUAUCAUCAGUCUGAUUUGUCUUGCACAUUCAAACAAGGCGGUCCAAAUGCUUCUCCAUUCGUUGCCUUUAUAGACAUACAUUUUUAUGUUUGAAAUGUUCAUGUUUACAACAUCUCACUGCCACUCUUCCCUCUGUAAGUGAGGUGCCUUUUACUGUUAUGAUUAUUUUGCCUAACAAAUCCUUUUAUUUUAUUUUAUAUAUGACAAUUAGAAAACCCCAGACCCCAAUUUUAUAAUUCUAGAGAAUUCUCGACACUAUCAUGGUCUGAUCCUUUAGCUGGGUCUUGAAUAGCAUGAGAACAGGAAAUGUACAGAUAGACUGAUGAUGUAUAAUCAUGAACUUCAGCUGUAGUCCUUCACAUAUAAUAGAAACUUUGGUAUUUGUUUAGCUCGUUUAGCACGCAAAUUCAGAAAAAGCUAAAAUGAUUAAGAUGAGAUCCUAAGAAAUCUUUAUUUUUAAAAUGUGGUGAAACAAAGUUGGGAAUAAGCUCAUAAAUAAGCUAUGGAGUUUGUUACUGGUCUGUCAAGAUGUCUUGUUUUUUCUUUUCUUCUCCAUUUUUUGGUGAAUUAAAGUGCUAAUCUUUUACCAAAACGAUGCACUUUAAAGCUACACUACUGGAAGUGUGCUGAAUGAACAACUUGUGUGACUUUGAAUUUAAAUUCUUAUGACUAGAAGUUGUAUCACUAGGGGAAAAAAUGAAGUGUGAUAGCAUAAUAAUCAAACAUUGAAUUUGUAUUUUACCAUUUGCAAUUUGUAGACUGUAAUGUGUACAGAAUGGAUUUUAGUAUUGUUUUGAGUUUUCAGAUUUAUUUUUGAAGUCACGCUUUCUUUAAACAUCAGUUUUGUUUGGAUAGAGUACUGCCUUAUACUAAAUAAACAUGACUAAAGG
Molecule: messenger RNA, 4843 nt
Organism: Nothobranchius furzeri (turquoise killifish)
Lineage: Eukaryota; Metazoa; Chordata; Actinopteri; Cyprinodontiformes; Nothobranchiidae
Product: APC membrane recruitment protein 1
Biological process (GO): regulation of canonical Wnt signaling pathway
Cellular component (GO): plasma membrane
Molecular function (GO): beta-catenin binding; phosphatidylinositol-4,5-bisphosphate binding
Source: RefSeq, a predicted model, not a curated record